Akanthomyces muscarius is the source of this 1827-nucleotide messenger RNA. RefSeq lists its product as uncharacterized. Gene Ontology annotation, biological process: regulation of DNA-templated transcription; DNA-templated transcription. The record is from RefSeq and is a predicted model, not a curated record. Gene Ontology annotation, molecular function: DNA-binding transcription factor activity, RNA polymerase II-specific; zinc ion binding; DNA binding. Bases 1 to 1827 code for a protein of 608 amino acids. The transcript is spliced from 3 exons. NCBI's taxonomy places the organism in Eukaryota, Fungi, Ascomycota, Sordariomycetes, Hypocreales, Cordycipitaceae.
AUGCCUGCGGAACUGGCGACCCCCCGUGCAGGCGGCGCAGGCACGGCCACCACCGCAGCAGAAAAUACAGAAUCUGGCGCAUCAACCGCCUGUGUCCAAUGUCGCCAGCGACAUGUCAAAUGUGACGGAAAACGCCCCUGCAAGCGUUGCGUCGACUCGGACAGCACCUGCGUCUUUGUGCCGUCGCGGCGAGGACAGAGAUAUCCUACGAACCGCGCCAGCCUGCACACGCCGCCCCAAGAGGCAGAUGCAUCUCCAGGCAUCAAGCGCACGCAAAACGACGCCGGACUGGUGCCGAGCGACUGCCCCAGCAAAUUUCUGUUCCGAAGCAUCACGCCGCCCGACCUGCGCUCCGUCGUCGCAUGGAGCAAGCCCGCGUUCCGCCCAGCCUCGACCGGACCUCCGCCUCGGCUGCGCCCUCAUCCCGCGGUGGGCUUUGAGCGCUGCAUCUCGUCGUACUACUACAACUUCCACGCCAGCCACCCUCUGGUCCUGCCGCAGACGAACCUCCGCCCGCUGGUCAAGGAGGAGGCGCUGCAGCCGUUGCUGGCGGUUAUGCAAUGGGUGGGCUCCAAGUACAUUGCGCCGGAACUGGAACAAGGGCCGCUGCUGGAUGUGGCGAAAUCCUCCGUGGAUGAGGCCGAGGCGAAGAGCGCCAAUGGUUUUACAGUCCAGGCCAUGAUCGUGCUGAUGGUGGCGUUGGACGGAGCCGGAUAUCAGCAGCAGGCCAUAGAUCUGUUGGGGAGAGCGAAGCGGAUGCUUCUCUCCCUCGGGAUGAACCACAACCAAUUUCUGAUAGAGUCAAAAACGCGGUCUGGUUGUCUAGACGAAAGCUGGCGCCGCACAUGGUGGGAGCUGUACGUCUUGGACGCCAUGUUUGCAGGAGCGCAUCGGGCGACCAAUUUCUCCCUUUUUGACGUACCAACUGAUGUUGGCCUACCAUGCGAAGAAGACGAAUACGCGACAAAUCAAAUACCAGAGCCGCGAACAGUGCAGGACUUGAACGACCGCGAUUUUGCCAUGGACAGCUACCCAUUCUCGUCGUUUACCUACAGAAUCCUCAGCGCCCAGAACCUCGGCAAGGUCAUGCGCCACUUUGAAGCCGCCGAAGUAGACGACAACGUGCACGCGCAGCUGGAGAUGCUGCUGACCAGCUGGCGCCACAACCUCCCCGCCUCCAAACAGGACUCGCUGCAGCGCGACGGCCGCCCGGACGAGGUCAUGUUCCAGGCACACAUGCUCAACCACACCACCUCCAUUUUCCUGCACCGCUCCCGCGCGCAGCUCGACCUCGCGCCCACCCGAACCAUUGACGCCUGCGCACCACCGCCCGACGAGGAAGAAGAGGACGGCGGGCGCGCGGGAGCAGCAGCAGCAGCAGCAGCAGCAGCAGUGAACCUGCACACGCGUCACGUCCUCUCGGCCGCCAACGAGAUUGGCAAGCUGGCGACGCACCGCACGCCACUGGUCCGGCACACGCACUUUUUCAUCUGCGCCGUCGUGCUCGCAUCCAUUGUGCAGCUCAGCGCGUGGUCGUCGUCGUCGUCGAGCAGCGAGGGCGGAGGCGAGGAGGAGCAGGAGGAGUCGAUGGUGCGCGAGCAGGUGCGUCUCUGCAUCGGCACGCUGCGGCAGAUGGCGACGGUCUGGGGGACGGCGAGCAGGGCCCUGGGCCAGGUGCGCGAGGUGGCGGGCCUUGUGCACGGCUGGAGGGCGCAGAGCCGCCAGAUGGAGCAGUUCCUGGUCCACGUCACGGAGGAGGACAUGCUGAACAUUUUUGCGGAGGAUACGGCGACGACGACGUUGGCGGACAUGGAGACGACUGUCUAG